AUGCAGCGGCCACAGGCAUACGGGCAAUCGCCCCCUCUACACCACCCGGUCCCCCAGCAUGUAUCGACCGUACCACAGCUCCGAUCUCCUCCCCCUCCAGUAUCGCAAUCAUCGCAAAGCGGCCAAGGCUAUGGCGGCAGCCCAUAUCCCCAGCAGCAAGGCGGCGCCGGGCCGCAGAACAUGUUUGGGCAGUACGGCCAGUUUAUGAACGAUCCGGCAGCGCAGGUUGCAGCGCACUUUGGAAGCACGGCUUUUAGACAGGGGCAGGAGCUUAUUGACCAGAACAUUAACCGGUACCUGAGCGUGCACCUGCUUAAACACUACUUCAACGUUACAAACUCUUAUGUCAUCAACAAAAUCUACCUGGUUCUUUUCCCCUGGAGACACAAGCCAUGGUCGCGCAAGCCAGCUAUGGGCCCUGGCGGUCAGGAGGGAUAUUUGCCGCCGAGAGACGACGUCAACAGUCCAGACAUGUAUAUUCCUGUAAUGUCUCUGGUGACUUAUAUCCUCCUCUCAACCGCUAUUGCUGGUCUCAGGGGACAGUUUCAACCGGAGCUUCUCGGAAACACAGCGGGAACGGCGCUCAUUGUGGUUGCUGCUGAAAUUAUUAUCCUGAAGCUCGGGUGCUACAUUAUGAGCAUAUCCAAUAAUUCGCAACUACUGGACCUUGUUGCUUACUCUGGAUACAAGUUCGUUGGCGUUAUUGUUACUGUCGCUGUUGCUGAGGUUAUGAACGGUGGCAAAGGCACCGGCGGAUGGUCUGGCUGGUCUGUAUUCAUUUAUACGUUCUUGGCCAACUCACUUUUCUUGAUGAGGUCGCUGAAGUACGUUCUUUUGCCUGAAAACGCCGACAACAGCAGGAUGCAGACAGACACCCGGGCCAAAAGGAACCAGCGGACGCAGUUCUUGUUCUUCUACUCAUAUGUGGUGCAGCUUUUCUUCAUGUGGAUCUUGCGGGCUUCAUCUCAUCUACACGCGCGAUCAUCCUCACAAGCGAUCAUGGCACUUCCUCCCAUAAUGACGGCGACGCUUCAGUCGUCGGUCCUGGGGGCUGUCGCAAAUUUACUUGCUCAAGCGCUUACCGCCUUUAGGGACGAGGAGAAACUGGUAGUCGACUGGAUCCCUGUUUUCCAGUUUGUACUCUACGCGGUCCUCAGUACACCGCCCAACUUCAUGUGGCAAGACUUCCUGGAGUCAACCUUCCCGGCCACCAAGAAGGUCGUCCCUACCACUGAGGCCGUCGCCGCGGCCUCGGCCAAGGACGACAAGGCCCUUGACCGCACCGCCAAGAAGGGACAGCUGGUCGAGCCGGUGCCAAAGCUUGACAUGAAGAACACCAUCAUCAAGCUGAUCCUGGACCAGACGAUCGGAUCUGCUGCCAACACGUUCAUGUUCUCCGUGUUCUUUCACUCGGUCCAGAUGGCCAUGGCGCACCGGCCGCUCGGCGCUGAGCACAGCAUGAUGUUCCUGAUGCGCAGCUUUGCGCGCAGCGGCAAGGACGACAGGCCGGCACUUGACUUCACGGCGGUCCGUUGGGAUGAGGUGAUGCCCAAGGCUAAGGCCGAGUUCAUGCCGCUCCUAACGGCCGGCUGGAGGCUCUGGCCCGUGGUCAGCCUGAUCAACUUUGCGUUUGUGCAGACGGUCGAGAUGAGGAACCUGGUGGGAGGACUAGCUGGUAUCGCCUGGGGCGUCUAUGUCAGCCUGUUCACGGCCAGUAACUGA
This is a messenger RNA of Pyricularia pennisetigena, 1722 nucleotides long. RefSeq lists its product as uncharacterized. NCBI's taxonomy places the organism in Eukaryota, Fungi, Ascomycota, Sordariomycetes, Magnaporthales, Pyriculariaceae. Bases 1 to 1722 code for a protein of 573 amino acids. Gene Ontology annotation, biological process: endoplasmic reticulum to Golgi vesicle-mediated transport. The record is from RefSeq and is a predicted model, not a curated record. The transcript is spliced from 7 exons. Gene Ontology annotation, cellular component: endoplasmic reticulum membrane; Golgi membrane; COPII-coated ER to Golgi transport vesicle.